GGACAUCCUGAUCACUGGCAUGGACACCGCGAUGACGUUCCACGCGCUCUGUGGGGAAGUGCGUGACAUGUGUGGGCUGCAUCCACAGCACCCGCUCACCCUCAAGUGGGUGGACAGCGAAGGUGACCCCUGCACCGUGUCCUCCCAGAUGGAGCUAGAGGAGGCCUUCCGCCUGGCCUGCCAGCAGAGGGACGAUGGACUCACCAUCCAUGUUUUCCCAAGCAUCCCGGAGCAGCCUGGCAUGCCUUGUCCUGGAGAAGACAAAUCCAUCUACCGCCGUGGAGCCAGAAGAUGGAGGAAACUCUACCGUGCCAACGGCCAUCUCUUCCAAGCCAAGCGCUUUAACAGGCGGGCAUACUGCGGCCAGUGCAGUGAAAGGAUAUGGGGCCUCUCGCGGCAAGGGUACAGGUGCAUCAACUGCAAGCUGCUGGUCCAUAAACGCUGCCACGUGCUCGUCCCACUGACCUGCAGAAGGCAUAUGGAUUCUGUCAUGCCUUCCCAAGAGCCUCCCACAGAUGAGAAGAGUGACGGCGUGGACCUUCCCUCCGAGGAUACCGAUGGAAUUGCUUAUAUCUCUUCAACCCGGAAACACGACAACAUUAAAGAUGAUUCCGAGGACCUUAAGCCAGUUAUCGACGGGGUCGACGGGAUCAAAAUCUCUCAGGGGCUCGGGCUGCAGGACUUUGACCUCAUCAGAGUCAUCGGGCGCGGGAGCUACGCCAAGGUCCUCUUGGUGCGGCUGAAGAAGAACGACCAGAUCUAUGCCAUGAAGGUGGUGAAGAAGGAGCUGGUGCACGAUGACGAGGACAUCGACUGGGUGCAGACGGAGAAGCACGUGUUUGAGCAGGCGUCCAGCAACCCUUUCCUGGUUGGGCUGCACUCCUGCUUCCAGACGACGAGCCGGCUGUUCCUGGUUAUCGAGUAUGUCAAUGGCGGGGACCUCAUGUUCCACAUGCAGAGGCAGAGGAAGCUUCCCGAGGAGCAUGCCAGGUUCUACGCUGCUGAGAUCUGCAUUGCACUCAACUUCCUGCAUGAGCGAGGCAUCAUCUACCGGGACCUGAAGCUGGACAAUGUACUGCUGGACUCGGAUGGGCACAUCAAGCUGACAGACUACGGCAUGUGCAAGGAAGGCCUAGGUCCUGGCGACACGACGAGCACUUUCUGUGGAACCCCAAAUUACAUCGCCCCAGAAAUCCUGCGGGGAGAGGAGUACGGGUUCAGCGUGGACUGGUGGGCACUGGGCGUCCUCAUGUUCGAGAUGAUGGCCGGCCGCUCCCCCUUCGACAUCAUCAGCGACAACCCUGACAUGAACACGGAGGAUUAUUUGUUCCAAGUGAUCCUGGAGAAGCCCAUCCGCAUUCCCCGCUUCCUGUCCGUCAAAGCCUCCCACGUCUUAAAAGGAUUUCUGAACAAGGACCCCAAAGAGAGGCUCGGCUGCCGGCUCCAGACAGGAUUUUCCGACAUCAAGUCACAUGCCUUCUUCCGCAGCAUAGACUGGGACCUGCUGGAGAAGAAGCAGGCCCUGCCGCCCUUCCAGCCACAGAUCUCAGACGACUAUGGCCUGGAUAACUUCGACACGCAGUUCACCAGUGAGCCUGUGCAGCUGACCCCGGAUGAUGAGGAUGUCAUUAAGAGGAUCGACCAGUCAGAGUUUGAAGGCUUCGAGUACAUCAACCCACUUCUGCUGUCCACUGAGGAGUCCGUGUGAGGCCGCGUGCGUCUGUCGUGGACACGCCCGUGAAUGACCCUGUAACUUUAUCCUUAAUCACAGCGUAUGCAUGCCAGGCCAGGCACGAGGCUCUGCGCAGCCAGGGAGGGACAGAGCAGCCUCUCAUGCCUGUGCCCAGAGGCCGGCUCUGCUGGAGGAAGGGCUUCCUGUGUCCGUGCCACCGGCCGUGGCGGCCCUGCCCCUGGGGGAGACUCGAGCCGUCUCCGAGGUGCGCGUUUCACAGAAGCAGGACUCGGUGCGCUGACCGCUCCUCCAGGGAAGUGAGCGUGUAAUGUCCCGAGGAAUAAAAUGUACCGAUGGUGUCACAGCUUCCCUCUGAUGCCUUUUUUCUGAGUGGCACCUGCCCAAGUCCCUGCGCAGCCACACUGAGUUGCUGAGCUCGCCAAGGCAGGCUGGAGGCGGAGGGGGGACAGGAGUCCAAGUGCCUACGGGGAUGCCGCCAAGAGGAGCCUUUACCAACGCGGUAAGUUCUGAGCGCUGGCACCACGGCAGGGCUGGCCUACACUGGGCACUCCGAGGACUGGAGAUUCCAAACAUGUCACCAAAGCAUCAAAGACCAAAAACCAACAAAAAAAGGCAAAAUAAAACAGAGAUCUAAUUGUGCACAAGUGUAUUUCUGAGAACACGAACCAGUGCCUCCAGGAUGUCUUGUGUUCUGUAUUAGAUUUUUGGAAAAAUUUUUUUUUAUACCGGGGAUCGAACUCAGGUCCUUGCGCUUGCAAGGCAGGCGG
Fukomys damarensis (Damara mole-rat) is the source of this 2460-nucleotide messenger RNA. RefSeq names its product protein kinase C zeta (gene Prkcz). The coding region runs from base 20 to 1708 and encodes 562 amino acids. NCBI's taxonomy places the organism in Eukaryota, Metazoa, Chordata, Mammalia, Rodentia, Bathyergidae. The transcript is spliced from 17 exons. Gene Ontology annotation, molecular function: ATP binding; protein serine/threonine kinase activity; protein binding. Gene Ontology annotation, biological process: protein phosphorylation. The record is from RefSeq and is a predicted model, not a curated record.